Molecule: messenger RNA, 3012 nt
Organism: Cheilinus undulatus (humphead wrasse)
Lineage: Eukaryota; Metazoa; Chordata; Actinopteri; Labriformes; Labridae
Gene: tnmd
Product: tenomodulin
Exons: 7
Coding region: 52-948 (298 amino acids)
Biological process (GO): negative regulation of endothelial cell proliferation; negative regulation of angiogenesis
Source: RefSeq, a predicted model, not a curated record
GUUUUCCUCAGCUGAGACGGUCGGAAAGAUUCCUCCUGUGGGUUUUGCAUCAUGGAGGCUGCAAGUCAAUCCAGCAGUCAACAGAUUCUGUGGGAUGAUGUUGAGUCUGCAAAAGAGAAGAAGGCCAAGUUCCAAACCUACCAGCGUGUGGCUCUGGUUCUGACGCUGGUCUUCCUCGUUCUGGGUCUCUGCGUUUUCAGCCUGAGAUAUCUGUGGAGCCCCAGUCUAGGCAAGGUUUAUGACCAUCAGUACAAAGCCGUGCUGGAUGGCGUGGAGACUGACAGCUUGAUGGAGAUCGACCCGAUUCAGCACAUCGAGAUCUUCAGAAUGGGAAACGGGAGCAAGGAGGUUCUGGAGGUUCACGACUUCAAAAAUGGAAUCACUGGGAUCCGGUUUGCUGAACAUCAGAGGUGCUACAUCAGGACCCAAACCAGGAAGCUACCCACAGUGGCAGAGGUGGAGGCUGAGGACACAGAGUUAGCGGUGGAUGAGACUGAGGCGAUGGACACUAAGGUGGACGACUCCCAAGUGUGGGUUCCUGCCGAGGAGCCCAUCGUUAACCCGGCCUUCCUCUUUGACUCCAAGAUCUGGGAGAUUUGCCAGGAGCUGCCUAUCCACUGGAUCCACCCCUCCCUCCUCAGUGAUGCCGAGGAGGGAAAUGUGGACACGCCCGACGUGGAGGUCACUGGCAGUCGUUUUGCCCGAGAUGUCCUGGACCACCCUGCAGUGAACGACUAUAGAGAAGUCGGAAUCGAGCUGGACAACCGUCUGGACGACCGCGGCUUCUGCUGCCAGCAUUGUCGCCGUGGUUACCGCUUCUGCCGCCGCUACUACGAGCCCCUGGGCGGCUUCAACCCGUGGCCAUACUACUACCAAGGAGGCCGGGUCAUCUGUCAGAUUGUCAUGCCGUGCAACUGGUGGAUCGCCCGCAUGCUGGGAAGGCUCUGAGAGGGCGAGUCCAGUCUGAGGUUUUGAAGUGUUUGUGUGCUCUUGGGUGCAGAUUCACUUUUUUUUUAACAAGUAUUUCAAACUUCAAAGCAAAGCAAUCCAUUGAACAUAUUCAUUAUCCAAUCUGAAGGUUGGCCCAUUGAGUUUAGUCAUUCUAAAUAGUCUAAAAGGCAUCUGAAGUGUUUUUAAUUCUCUUUUAAAGGACAUUGGUUGUUAACAGCUGUCUAAUUCUCUUCGCUUAUCUACCCACUUAGCAUCCUUGCUAUUUGAUCGUUUUGAAUGGGAGCAAUUUAGUUUGUAAGAAACUAAUCUACUCUAAAGAAUUCUUUAGCGCUGUUUGUCCUUACUUUGUGAAGCAUUCAUCUCAUAUUAUGAGUAAAAAAUACUUUUCUACUAAUAGUGUUAUGCAUGAAAAUGUACAUAGCUUAUACUAACUUGUCUGACAGUCUGAAUGGUGGAUAAAAGCCUUCCUCAUCCUCACCAAUAAAUAUUAAAGCUACUGUGUGGACAAAGAAGUACAUCUUAUUUUUUGUUGCUAAUUUUGCUUUACAGGACGACUGCAUGUUAAGAUAUGAGGACUUUAUUAUAUUGACGUUAGUCUCUUCUGUAUUAUGCACUAGGUUUCUACAUUGUAAGUACAUGUUAAAAGAAAUUUGUGCAGUGCAUUCUGGGAAUGGAUGUCAGUUGGCUGCAUGGUUCUUCCAGUAGAAUUUCAUCCUUAAACCUUUUCAUUCUUAAAACCCAAGUGCAGUCAUAGCAAAGAGGACAAUGAAGUAAUGGUAAUGUAGAUUGAGGUUAGUACUCAUGAUGCUACUAGGCCAGGAAAUUUCCAUCUGAUUUAUCGCAAGCUAAUUUGCAUUUAGUCAACUACUCUCAAGUCAAAUAAAUACAUUCCAGUCAGGAACACUCAUCAUACAUUUUACUAUCCUGUUGCAAAAUGGAUCUACAGUUUUACUUAGCAGAGGAGGCUCUGCUGUAAAGAUGCUCCCUGGGUUAGUCAAGCAGCAUGAUUUGACUUUCAGGGGAGCACUUGGGUAGAAACCCCCCUUAUGAAUGGAUACAUCAAUGACAGUGCAUAGUGAAUACAGUAAAAUGAGUUCAAAAUCAAUAAAUACACAUAAGCGUGAAUCUCAAUAUGAAGGUGCAACAGGCUUUAUGCUAUAAAGGAGGAGGCUGGGGUGGAGGAGGUUAAACUUUACUAGCAGCAGGAGCACGGUGCAUCAGCAUUAAUGCAUGCAGGGAUCAAUGAGAAGUACAUCAUAUCGAAAUGGAUUGCUGUGUUGAGAGAAAGAGCUGUGAUUGGCUGUGGGAGAUGGAAGGCUAUAUUUGGAAAAAUCUGGCUGUCAGCUGAUCACGACGGGGCACAUGACUACUGUGUCCUGCAUGAACUAACACUGAGCUUUAUUCUGUUAACCAGUAGUUUUCACACUUUAUUUUCCCAAGGCACACUGAAGAUCAAGCUGAAACCUUAAGGCAUGCCAUGUCUAAAACCAUGUAAAAUAGCCUCUUUAACAUGUGUUCAGUUAAUUUUAGUUGUAGUAUUAAUAUGGGGUUAAAAAAAAAAAUGCCACGGCACACCCAAACUUGCCUCAGAACACACCAGUGUCCAUUGUCCCACCAUUUGAGAACCCAGCUGUAAACCAUCUUCACACUGCAAGAAUGAAUUAAAGCCACACUGUAAUGGUGUGAGGUUGGUUUAUUAAAUGUAGCUAAUGCUGGCCUCUUACUUGCACUGCAGGCCUUUGAUCCAGGACAACUUUAUUCCCAUUUUCUCUGUCAAAAUCGCGCUAAACCACGCUGUUCCUACAAGACGCUAUCGGUGCUAUCAGUUAGCGGUUGUUUACAUUGGAUUAAAAAGCAGCAAGGCAGUAGACAUGAAAAAUAAUUACAGUGGCAGGAAGCUGUGUUACAAAUAAGACAGAAUCCUUGACCAGGAUAAACUAAAAUGAUUUUUAAAAAAUGGUAAUAAUGAGUUUAAAAGAUGUAUUCUGGUCAUCAUCUCAAAGAUGUGGGAAGAUGAAUGGUGGAGCCUGAUGAACUCACUUCCUAGAAUGCAUGGCACAA